GCGUGGCUGACGGAUGGGGGAGUAGUCUUUGCAGAGGCAUCCGUCAGCCAAUCAAAUCGCUUCCCGCUAACAACAACAAAGCCGGGUUCUUUCCGCUUCUUCCUGCUUGUUGUGUUACUUGUCAUUGCAAGAUGGAUCCCGUUGUAGCAAGGAUGGUGUUGGUUCAGGUUGCUGGUGCUUUGGUCCACCGACGUGGAAAGCAAGUGCAUCGGCGUUGGUGGGUUCACCCCAUUCUCCGGACACGCAACCAGAGAGGGGAGUAUCACGCACUUGUGCAGGAGUUGCGUCUGGAUGCUCUCCUUUUCCACCAAUAUUUUCGGAUGCCUCCGGACUACUUUGACGAGUUGCUUGGCAAGGUCGGUCCUCUCAUUACCGUGGCAGACACACAGUUUCGUUCUGCAAUUGGCCCUGCCGAGCGACUCGCCAUUUGCCUACGGUAUCUUGCCACUGGCGAUUCCUUUCACACGAUUGGCUUCAGCUAUCGUGUGGGCACUUCGUCAGUGUGUAGGAUAGUGCGGGAGGUAGCCAGUGCCAUCUGGACUGCUUUGGUGGAGGAGGAGAUGUCUGUUCCCAAGAGGGCGGACUGGAGCACCAUGGCCGAGCAGUUUGAGUGGCGCUGGAACUUCCCCAACUGCAUCGGAGCGAUUGAUGGGAAGCAUGUUGUGAUACAAGCUCCAGGUAACUCUGGCUCCUUGUAUUACAAUUACAAGGGCACCUUCUCCCUGGUCCUCCUCGCCGUAGUGGACGCCGACUACCUCUUCCGGGUUGUGGAUGUUGGAGGCUACGACAGGACGAGUGACAGCGGCUCCCUCCGUAACUCCGCGUUUGGGGAAGCUCUUCGCGAUGGCACCCUUGACCUCCCUCCCGCCCGCGUCAUCUCCGGCGCAGAGCAGCGGGGGCCACUUCCUCACGUGUUUGUGGGGGAUGAGGCGUUCCCACUCAUGACCCACCUGCUGCGGCCAUUCCCUGGACAACAUCACACUCAGGAGAAGCGAGUGUUCAACUACCGCCUCAGCCGGGCUCGUCUGGUAGUGGAAUGUGCCUUCGGGAUCUUGGCAUCUAGGUGGCGCAUGUACCGGCGCGUGAUUGGCACCAGUCCUGAGGUAGCUGAGGUGUGUGUGAGGGCCACCUGUGUGCUGCACAACUUUCUGGAGAGGAAGAAGCUGCAGGGGAGAAGACGCGGGGUGGAACCGAACAUCGAGCCAUCGACUGAUCCUGAAGCCCUGCGUGAUGCACCCAGGAUGGGCUCCAACAACGCCACCAGACUGACCAUCCAGAUGCGGGAGGCCUACUGUGCGUUCUUCAAUGAGGAGGGUGCAGUGCCGUGGCAGCCAAGAGCCUAG
Gadus chalcogrammus (walleye pollock) is the source of this 1343-nucleotide messenger RNA. RefSeq lists its product as uncharacterized. The record is from RefSeq and is a predicted model, not a curated record. Lineage: Eukaryota; Metazoa; Chordata; Actinopteri; Gadiformes; Gadidae. Bases 132 to 1343 code for a protein of 403 amino acids. The transcript has 2 exons.